AUGACACAAUGUACAAUUUGUGGUCAUGAUCGAUUCAAACCUAAUAAAGGGGGGGUGUCUACAAAAAAAUCAACUAUACCGUUCAAGAUUCUAAGGUAUUUUCCUAUAACAGACCGGCUAAAAAGAUUGUUCAUGUCUUCAAGAACAGCUGAACACAUGCAUUGGCAUGCAAAAUCUCCGUCCAAAGAUGGAGAAUUAAAUCAUCCCGCAGAUGGGGAGGCUUGGAAAGAAUUCAACAAAAAACAUCCACAAUUUGCAUCUGAACCUAGAAAUGUCAGGCUUGGAUUAUCUACCGACGGUUUCAACCCGUUUGGCCACUCAGCUGUUCCGUACUCUUGUUGGCCCGUGAUUGUUACUCCGUACAACCUGCCUCCUUGGAUGUGUAUGAAACAACCUUAUUUAUUCCUUUCUCUCAUGAUUCCUGGUCCCAAGAGUCCUGGAAAGAACUUAGAUGUUUACUUGAGGCCUCUUAUAGACGAAUUGAAGAUAUUGUGGAAGGAUGGAGUGCAAACUUGGGAUGUUUCUACACAAACUAAUUUCAACCUCAGGGCAUCGCUUAUGUGGACCAUAAGCGACUUCCCAGCAUAUGGUAUGUUAUCAGGGUGGAGCACACAUGGGAAGUUGGCUUGUCCAUAUUGUAUGGAGCAUACAAAAUCUUUCACUCUGCAAAAAGGUCGGAAGCCUUGUUGGUUUGACUGUCAUCGCCGUUUUCUGCCAAAUGAUCACCCGUUUCGAAGAAAUAGGGAGAACUUCAGGAAAGGGAAAAUUGAAACUGAUAUGCCUGUACCACGAUUGUCAGGUGCGGAGAUGCGAACCCGUGUGAUGAGAUUGCCACAUGUUCCGUUUGGUAAGAAUGAUAAGAAAAUCAAUGGGUUUGGUGAAUCUCAUAAUUGGGUUUGGACAAGUAUCUUUUGGGAAUUGCCUUAUUGGUCUACAAAUUUGAUUCGUCAUAAUUUGGAUGUGAUGCAUGUUGAAAAGAAUGUGUUUGACAAUGUUUUUAGCACCGUGAUGAAUGUUCCAGGGAAGACAAAAGAUAAUGAUAAGGCGCGUUUGGACAUGAAAGAUAUUUGUAAGCGUCCUGCAUUAGAAAUUCAUGAAUCUUCUAAUGGUAAGAGUGUCAAACCCCAAGCAAGGUACACAUUGUCCAAAAAACAAAUUGAAGAUGUAUGCACAUGGAUUAGGUCCCUAAAACUACCUGAUGGAUAUGCAUCAAACAUUGCAAGGUGUGUUUCAGAUAAGAAACCGCAUGAGAAAUUGAAAGGGAUGAAGAGUCACGAUUGUCAUGUAUUCUUGGAAAGACUCCUCCCAAUUGCAUUUCGGGAUUUGCUUUAUAAACCAAUAUGGGAUGCUGUUACAGAGCUCAGUUGUUUCUUUAAUGACUUAUGUUCAAAAACAAUAAAUGAAAAGGACAUGUCUGUACUUGAGAAGAACAUUAUAGAGAUCACGUGUAAACUGGAAAAAAUAUUUCCCCCUGGUUUUUUUGACUCUAUGGAGCAUUUGACUAUACAUCUUCCUUAUGAAGCUCGUGUUGGGGGUCCAGUUCAAUAUAGAUGGAUGUACCCUUUCGAGAGGCUGAUGGGAAUGCUUAAGAGGGCAGUGAAAAAUAGAGCUUGUGUUGAGGGGUCCAUAUGUGAAGCCUACAGUUUCAAUGAGAUAUCUACCUUUGUCUCAGACUACUUUCCGGAUGAAGUCUUAACAAAGGCCAAUCGAGUGUCUAGACAUGAUGAUGGGGGAAAUGUGGAAUUAAAUGGCCGUCUUGCUGUAUUUGGUCUAUCUGGCCGUGCAUAUGGAAAACAGAAACGCAUAUUCCUCUCUGAGAAAGAUUUACAUGCUGCGCAUACCUAUAUACUUCUCAAUUGUGAUGAGAUUGAUGAGUACGUGAGAUUGUAUGAUGAUGAAUUAAAAGUGAAGCAUCCCGGCAUAACAGAUAAAGACAUCCAAACCAAUCGUUAUAAAGAAUUUGCACUUUGGAUAAAGGAAAAAGCUUUGACUGCUGGAUCAGUGUUGCCAGCGAAUGUACUACCUCUAGCUAUGGGACCAGACAAGGAUCAAGUCAGUUGUAAUGGUUACAAGGUAAAUGGUUAUGAAUUUCAUACCAAGGCAUAUGGGUUCGGUAAAAGAACAACAAACUCAGGAGUGUGUGUCCAAGGGGAUAGUUGCAAUGAACUUAAUCAAGUAUUUUAUGGGGAGUUGGAAGAAAUCAUAGAGUUAUCUUACAAGGGUACAUAUGGGGGUCAUAUUAACUUGUUCAAGUGUCGCUGGUUCGACUUAGAAAAAGGGAGACGUGUUGAUAGACAUGGAAUUGUUGACAUCGACCUCCAUAAGUCUGCAUACUCUAAUGAACCGUUCGUUUUACCAACUCAAACUACACAAGUGUACUACACUCCUACUCCUGGUAGAAAAAGGGAUAGGCCACCUGUAAACUGGCAGGUUGUAAUACAUACCCCCGCACGUAGACGUGAAGAAGUAAUUGCUGGGGAUGUUUAUCAAGAGCAGACGCUUCAUAAACCAAAUGUGAUUAAUGUGGAAGAUGAUGAAGUAAUCCAAUUAGAUGAUGAAAAUGAAGCACAUGAAAUAGAUCCUGAGUUAUUACUUGUAGAGGAUGACAUUGAUACAGACAACGAAGAGUUAUUGACAGACACAGACACUGAAAUAGACACCGAUGAAGAUGAUGGUUAUGAAUCUGCAAAAGAAGAUGAUUCUGACUCCGAUAGCUCGGACAAUGGCACCUAA
Daucus carota subsp. sativus is the source of this 2733-nucleotide messenger RNA. RefSeq lists its product as uncharacterized. The record is from RefSeq and is a predicted model, not a curated record. The transcript is spliced from 3 exons. Lineage: Eukaryota; Viridiplantae; Streptophyta; Magnoliopsida; Apiales; Apiaceae. Bases 1 to 2733 code for a protein of 910 amino acids.